AAAGAACUGGACCCCAGCCGCCCUUCCUCAUUUCAAACUUUACGCUCAACUCAAACGUCAACACACUUCUCAUCCCGUAACCUUCCCCAACACAACCACCAGCUAUGUUCACCAAGGCCCUCGCUCUCUUCGCCCUCGUGGCCUCCGUCUCUGCAAACGCCAUCAACUUCUCCAACGUUGCUGGUGCUACCUACGCUGUCGGUCAGACUUACGACGUCGACUGGACCUACGACCCCAACCGACCCGAGCCUUUCCCUGGCAACACGGACGCUCCUUUCACUCUCAAGCUCGUGGACCAGCGCAACGGCCCCAACACGGGUACCGCCAUCGAGCCCCCCGUCCUCUCCAGCACCUUCUCCGCCCUAAAGGGAAAGAUCACCAUCCCCAACAUUGCCCCCGGUCCUAGAUUCACUUUCGCGAUCACCUCUGGAACCGUCACCGUCUACUCUGAACCCUUCGUGCUUACCGGUGGAAACGGUGGCAACAGCACUACCCCUACCACCCCGGCUGGUUCCAACACCACUCAGACUGGCACGGUAGCGGGCACCACCCCAACUGCUGGAACUUCUUCCGCUGUCGCUUCCAUCACCGCCUCCGCCAGCUCCGCCAUCGCGUCCAUCACUUCCGCUGUCGGUGGAGCAGUGUCCAGCGCCACCAGCGCUGCUGGUGCCGCCGCCACUGGAACGGCCGCCAAGAACUCUGGCUCUGCCAACCUCCCCGCCCUUGCCGCUCUCGCCCUGCCCUUGGCCGCUCUCGCCAUGGCGUGAGAACUGUGCAUAAUAUAUAGCAUAUACUGUCUCCAAGUGUACU
Molecule: messenger RNA, 810 nt
Organism: Fimicolochytrium jonesii
Lineage: Eukaryota; Fungi; Chytridiomycota; Chytridiomycetes; Spizellomycetales; Powellomycetaceae
Exons: 3
Coding region: 105-767 (220 amino acids)
Source: RefSeq, a predicted model, not a curated record